GUCAAACAAGGCCACACCAAAGGAAGAUCUCUAACACCAACGAUCACGAGAAACCAGCCAACGCCACAGCACCCUAACCACAACAACUCCCAAUCUUCAAACGGAAUUGAUCUGCCUACAACCAACACACCCGUCACUCACCGCCAGACCGUCUGCUUCCACUCCGACCAAAUCAUGGGCGAUCAGUUCAUUGGCCUCACCGUGUUCCUGACCAUCCAGGGACCCGAGCCUCUUCAGUUGCGGGGCCUUGUCGCGGCUGUCGUGGAUCAGCAACUUGCGUUGACCAAUGUUUUCUUCCCCAAAACCGGCCAUGCGAUGAAUAACUACCGCGUCAAGGGCGCCGACAUCAUAGAUGUCGAAAUCGUCGAUGGUAACUUUGUCCCUCCUCGGCCUCAGCCUCAGCCACAGCACCUACCGCCGAAGCAUGCCUAUCCUCAAAUGCGACCACAGCCACCUCCAUUGCAGCAGCAGCAGCACCAAUAUCAUGUGCCACCGCCGCCGCCGGCAUACCACACCUUCGCACCCCCGGGCUUCAUGAACGCGCCGCCGCCAGCCUUCCCAGGCUUCGCGCCUCCUCCUGCGCCGCCGUCUUUCGUGCAGCCGCCUCCUCCAGUGUCUGUGCAUGUAUCAGCACCCACCGCCGCAAAGGCCGCACCGCCGCCAUUCGAAGACCCUGCCAUCGUCUCGAUGUCCCGGAAGCCCAGCGUUAUUCCAUCUGCGUCCGCGCCUGAACCGCAACCGGGACCUCCGUCGCGACCGCAAUUCGACGUGAAAACCCCGACUCGGACGCCGGUGCUCCCCGUUCCAUCGGCAAUAUCGAGAUCCGGCUCGCACGGUUCGCACGGCUCACGCAAGCAAUUGUCGCAGGACAUCAGCGUGCCGUUGAAUACUGUCAAUGUCGCCGGCAUUCCCGCGGCGGCCAAGUCUUCGCUUCCUCGCGCUUCUGGUGCUCCCUUGGAGAAAAGGGCCGAGCCGAAGGCGGCGCCGACGCUGCAGCAGCAGUUCACGGAUAUGUCGUUGCGCAACUAUGCGGCGGAGUCGAGUGCGUUCGAGACAGACGACCCGGUUACGCCGUUUCCCCCAAAGCCCACUUACCCCUCGCAACGGCGCCCCGUCAGGAAGCUACCGCCGCGCAGGCAGAUGCAGCAGAACGACCAGUUCAUGCCUUCUUCUACGCAACAGCAGCCGCUGGAGGGAUCGGUGGUGCUGCAGCCGGGGAUGUUCGGGGGUGCCAUUGCGGCGGCGGCGGGAGCGGGCUACGGUGCGCAAAAGAAGAAGAGCAAGCGGCGGCAACGCUACGAGAAUGGCCACUACGCGCGCGACGAAGAGGGCUGGGCGACCGAGGACGUCACGGAUUUCAAAGAGACGGAGUUCGAUUUCCAGGGAAAUCUGGACCGCUUCGAUAAGAAGACAGUCUUUAGCCAGAUCAAAGCGGAGGAUACUACGGCUGAUGAGGCCCGCCUGGUCUCGUUCAAUCGUCUGCCGAAAAGAGAUAAGGCGGUUCCCGUGAGGAAGAAUUACCGCAAUAAUGAGAAUGUUAUCAAUAGCUAUCCGACUGGACAAUCUCUGGCUGAUAGGGACGGCUGGAAGUCGCCUGAGUUCGCUGCGGAACAGUCGGAAGAUUCGGAUGACGACGAGGAUGAGGAUGAUGAGGAUGAUGAGAACGACCGUAAUUUCGGAGCUGUCGAUAGCGGACGCAGCAGUCGUCGGGCCGUGUCACGUCAAUCCGUCUCAAACCGCUUGAGUACUCGACAGAUGAGCACGGCAGGGCGAGGAUCCACGGACAAUCUGCAAACCUUAUCCAGCAGCGGCAGCGGCAUCACGAGCAAGCCCGGCAAGCCCGCCUUCCGCCUCACACCCGGCAACCGUCCAUGUCCCACCGUCAGUCCUUUGCAAAUGCUCGACGUCGAGCGCAUUGCCGAAGUCGAACUCGGCCUGACGGACGACAUGAUGACCGAGAACGCCGGGCGCGGCAUCGCCCAAGUCGCAAUCCAAGCAUUCGGCAAGCGCAUCUCAGCGUCCAACCACAACGCCCUCCCCGUCGUCCUCGUCUUCGCAGGAAACAACAAAUCUGGCGCCCGCGCCAUCGCUGCCGGACGCCAUCUCAAGAACCACCACGUCCGCGUGAUGGCGUGCGUCCUCGGCCUCGAGCGCGAAGACGAGCUCCUCGAGAAUGUGCGCCGACAACUCAACAUCUUCCGCAACGCGGGCGGCCGAGUCGCCAGCUGGCCCGAAAUGCAGAGCAACCUCAAGGGCAUCGAUUCACCGCCGGAGCUAAUCAUCGACGGCCUUUUGGGUUGGCACCUCGGCUUCGAAGACCUCCGCACGGACCACCGCGCCACCGCCUUCGAACUCGUCCAGUUCGCGAACAAGAGCAAGGCCUCGGUGCUGAGCGUUGACAUUCCCAGCGGUGUCGACGGCAGCUCUGGCGAGAUUGCGCAGCUCGAGGACACGGACGCGUUCUACAUGCGCGCCAAAUGGGUCGUGUGCAUGGGCGCGCCAAAGAGUGGCCUCCUCCACGCUAUCGUUAUGGGCAUCGGCGCAGGUUGGAGCGUGUUUGUUGCCGAUAUUGGAAUCUCGAAUACCGCCUGGAGGAAGUAUGGCACCCGCAGACGCCAUGGCGUCGAGUUCUCUUCUGAGUGGGUCACGAAGGUCGCACUGGCUAAUGAGGCGCCUGAAUGAUGGGGAAUAUGCGGGUUUCUCAUAUCUCAAUACUUUAUUAUUGGGUGAUAUCUGCAUAUGGCUUUACUCGAUAUCUUUAGCGACUUGUAUUCUACCUUUGUCCCUUUUUUUAUUUUUGUUAUCGUUUUUUCUUUGGGCUAUGGGUUUGUGGGGUGGGGGGCGCUUGGGAUUGAUUCAUUGUGGCUAAGCUUGCCGAUGCUGAUGGUUAUGAUUUGUUUCAUGUACGAUGUAAGAUGUAACAUAACUCAGUACUUUGUGGACCGAGAAGGUUGUUAAUGGCAUC
This is a messenger RNA of Tricharina praecox, 2965 nucleotides long. RefSeq lists its product as uncharacterized. The transcript is spliced from 3 exons. NCBI's taxonomy places the organism in Eukaryota, Fungi, Ascomycota, Pezizomycetes, Pezizales, Pyronemataceae. Gene Ontology annotation, molecular function: mRNA binding. The coding region runs from base 175 to 2682 and encodes 835 amino acids. The record is from RefSeq and is a predicted model, not a curated record. Gene Ontology annotation, biological process: deadenylation-independent decapping of nuclear-transcribed mRNA; P-body assembly. Gene Ontology annotation, cellular component: P-body.